UAUACAUAAUAUUAUCCAAUACACAUCACAUAGAGGUUUAAAGAAGAAUGGCUUCUUUUGCUACUCUUCAUGGCCUUCACAACACCCCUCUUCCACGAUCUCAAUUCCUAGGCCAAGAUCACCACUUCCCUCUCAAGCCACCACCUUCCACAGUGCAUCAUCACAGAACAACACCACCACGUGCCAAGUUCAACAUGUUGGAAUUCUUGGGGGGAAGAGGACUGUGCAACGGGGAAAAGGGUCUUCAGCAGGAGCUGAAGAAGCAAGUUGUUGUGGAUCCACCACCUUCAUCAGAAGAAGUGGCAUCAAGUGGAAAAGAGCAAGAAGAUGAAGGUGGUGAAGGUGUUAAGGUUCCAGAUGAUGGUUUUGAGAAAGAAAUGAUGGGGCUAACUGGGGGGUUUCCUGGGGGUGAGAAAGGGUUGAUAAAGUUCAUUGAGAAAAACCCUCCUCCAAAACCACCUACUGCUUUAACCAUUUCAGUUUUAGAGAAGGCUUUGUGAAAAAUCAAAGCAAAUCUUCAAUUUUUUUUUCUUCUAAUCAUAUUAUUGGUCACAGUUACUUUUAGUAGAGUCUCUUUUCUCGAUCAGAAUUUUUUAUAUACCGGAUUCGAAUUUUGAUUAAAGAGACUGAGAUGACGAGUUGUAGAACAUUUCCUAUAAUAUAUCUGCCAUCAUGAAUUUUGACAA
Messenger RNA from Cajanus cajan (pigeon pea), 686 nucleotides. Its product is annotated as NAD(P)H-quinone oxidoreductase subunit S, chloroplastic. The record is from RefSeq and is a predicted model, not a curated record. Lineage: Eukaryota; Viridiplantae; Streptophyta; Magnoliopsida; Fabales; Fabaceae. Gene Ontology annotation, biological process: photosynthetic electron transport chain.